GAGAAAGGGAAUGACAAAAGUAGCAAAACAAACGCUUACAAAGGGAAUCAUUCCCAUUCCCUUUCCCUAUUACAGCGAACCAAACGGCCCCUUACUUCUUGAUUUUAAAUGGUAAGAACUACCGCAAUGGAUUGGAGGGAUCUAAUCUUAAUUUACCGGAUCCAAAAUUUAAAGAUCCAAAUUUUAUAGAGUAAACAAAUUCAAUAUUUUUUUUUUUAACAAAUUUGCUACUUAUAUAUCGACUUUUCAUGAGCAGGCGGGAAAAACGGUCAUCUAAAAUUUUGAACGCCUUUCUCUAUCCUAUCCAACUCCCCCACACAGCUCCAAUCGUCCAUCUUCCAAGAACAACCAAAAUCCCCAAAUUUCUUAUCUCAAUUUCAAUUUUCCUUCACUUUCUUCCAUUACCCACAUUCAAUUCAAUAGAACUACAACGAAUCGCGACAAAAGUACCAAACCCUAAUUCAAUUUUAGGGUUUUUUUCCAUCUCAAUUUCCCCCAAAUUCAAAUCUUUUAUUAGGGUUUCAGUAGAAACUUCAGUCAUGUUUUCACAAUAAUGGAGAAUGCGAUUCUAUUAGACGAAUUAUGGAAAGCGAGAGUCAAGACCCGAAUAGUGGAAGUGCUGGAAAUUUCAAUGUCAUUCAUACUGUUCAAGCGCAUAGAGACCUUGAAUCUAAUUGGGCCGUCGAUCUUGCAAAAAACCUUGAAGAUUAUCUUUUGAAGAUUUGUUCUGGUGAAAUAUCUGGAGGAGAUGAUGCCCAUUUCUCCGUUAAUUUUGCUGAAGCUGCUUUGUUGCUUCAAGGUUCGAUACAAGUGUAUAGUCGUAAAGUUGAGUACCUUUACAACUUGGUAUUGCAUGCUUUGGAGUUUGUUUCUCAAACAAGAUCACAAGAAAAUGUGGGAAGCACCUCAGAUCAGCCUGAAGCAAGUUCAUCCCAUGCAGUUCAUGACGAGGAAGAUCAGUUUUGGGUCUCAGAUGAUAUUCCUGUGGAUGCGAAAAAUUGCCUGGAUAAUGUGACCAGCAAAAACACCUCUUUGGACCACUUUGUAAAGCCACCUGCUAACUUAGUUGUACUUGAAGGUGAUUGUUUAGAUUCUACUGAUGAUGGUGAACUGGAAUCAUACCUGUUGGCCACCAACAAUCUCUAUUGUGAUUUUAUCCUCUUAGACCCAUGUGAUGCAGUGGCAGUAGAUAAGUUUCUGAAGGAUGAUAAAACUGGUGAAAGACAGCAUAGUAGCCACAGAGAGAGCUCAUUGAUCUCAAAAGCUCAUAAAAGUUUCCUGUCUCCUGCCAGAUACACUGGAGGGACAGCCCGCAAGUCUUCUUCCAAGAAAGGGUUGGAUAAUUUUGGUCAGGCUUUGCCUCUUGGCGAGACCAGCAGAAAUUUAAACGAAGAUUUUGAGCAUGGUCCUUCUAAUAAUGGUAUUUCUGAUCAUGGUGAAUAUGGAUUUGAAUCAGAUGAUAAUAACCCACAUCACGAUGAUUUUGAUGACUCUGAUGGUGAUGAUGAUGAUCCUUGGAAGCCUUUGAAUCCCCAUGAACCUGGAAACUUAAAAGUGAAGCCAUUCAGAAAAGUUAAAACUCUCAAGAAGACAAGGAUGAGGAAGAAUGUCAGUGUAGCUUAUCAGUUUCCCCUAGCAAAGCUGCAUGGAACAGUUAGUCCCGAGCUCACAGAAAUAUGGGAGUUGCACUUUCGUACUUGUAAAAAUCAAGAAGAAUCACAACCAGUUCCAUUGUUUGAAAAGCUGCGCCAAACACUUGUUGGAGGGCAUUUGAAUCCUGAUACAUUUUACACUCCUGAGAAUGGUGAAGCAGAAGAUAUUUCGGAUGAUGGGAUCCCUGAUUUUGAUCAAAAUGAUUUUGACAUGCCAGAUGUCAAUUAUAUGGAUGAAGGAGUUGAUUUUAACACAGAUAAGCAUGAUGAUUUUGCUGAUCACUAUGAUGCUGCCAAUGCUGAUGUAAAUGAGGAUCCAACUUCUCAACCUAGCUUGGAAGAUCUAUGUCGCGCUCAUCUGGAUUCACUUCUUGCUAGCAUAGCUGAAAAUGAGACGCAGACUGAGUUGGCUGCUCGGGUUUCAUCAUGGAAGCAAAGAACAGAACAUGACUUAGAAGAGGAAGACUCACGCCAACCAUUUGACAUACAUGAAUAUGGUGAAGCAGUGUUGGACAGAAUAUCUCAAAGUGAAGAUGAAAGUGUUGUGUCCUUCACAGAUGUGGUGAAGGGACAAAAGAAACAUGAUAUUGCACGGACUUUUUCUGCGCUUCUACAACUGGUAAAUGACAGAAAAGUUGACCUAGAUAGGAGCACUUCAACAAAUGAUUCGUUUUGUUACACAGCUGUGAAUCCAUUUCAUGUCAGACUUCUUAGCCAUGCCAAGGGGCCGAAGAAAAUGCAAUUUCAGAUGUCUAAGAAGAGGCAAAAAUCUCCCAUCAAACGUGGAUGCAACAAAGAUAAAAUUGACCGCUUGAGCAGACAUCCCUCAACUAUUAGCUCACCAUCUUCCAGAUCUAAAUCAAGAUCUAUUUUAGCGCAACCAAAUUGUAAAUAUUCUUUGAAGCUGGAGAAGGGUGGGCUGGGGUGCACUCCUGAUGGGAAGCGCAGGCGAAGAUCUCGGGUAACUGAGUCAGUUGACUUGAACUCAGCAAGAUGACAUGAUAUUCGAGAACAUCAUCUUUGUAGUGUAUUCCCAUACAACAUUCCAGUGAUGAUUCAUAGCUUUAGAUUAGCUAAUACUGACCAUUUAGCGCCUUCGAGAUUGUCUCUUUCGGUCAUAACUUAAAUCAGUAUAUGUAAUUGUAAGUCAUUAAUCAUUGUAACAUCUUUUAUCAGCAAGUGUAGCUGUAUCCAUUCCAUGUAAUAUAUGUAUUACAUUCUUAAUCUUUAAUAGGAAAAAUUGGUUUUAAUAACCCAAAUUUUAGGUCAUUUACUUUAAUUCUUUAAAUAAUCUCAAUUUUCAAUUAUUCUGGAAUAAUUCCAACUUCGGGGGGCAUUUUUUUUUAACAUGUCAAAUGACCACUGACCUAAUUUAAAGGUUACUCCCUCCGGGUUU
Chenopodium quinoa (quinoa) is the source of this 3048-nucleotide messenger RNA. Its product is annotated as condensin-2 complex subunit H2-like. The transcript has 11 exons. Gene Ontology annotation, cellular component: condensin complex; nucleus. Bases 583 to 2649 code for a protein of 688 amino acids. Gene Ontology annotation, molecular function: chromatin binding. NCBI's taxonomy places the organism in Eukaryota, Viridiplantae, Streptophyta, Magnoliopsida, Caryophyllales, Amaranthaceae. Gene Ontology annotation, biological process: meiotic chromosome condensation; mitotic sister chromatid separation. The record is from RefSeq and is a predicted model, not a curated record.